Bradysia coprophila is the source of this 1940-nucleotide messenger RNA. RefSeq names its product baeyer-Villiger monooxygenase-like. Gene Ontology annotation, molecular function: flavin adenine dinucleotide binding; NADP binding; N,N-dimethylaniline monooxygenase activity. NCBI's taxonomy places the organism in Eukaryota, Metazoa, Arthropoda, Insecta, Diptera, Sciaridae. The record is from RefSeq and is a predicted model, not a curated record.
CGUUUCUAAUCGGCUAACUGGUUGCAUAAUGUGAAGGUCACAAUUUUCAUCAACGACGCGAUGAGUCGAACUAAACUUGCCGAACAGGUGUGUUAUUAUUGUCAUCAGUUGUGUUUCGGGCUGAAAUGGAGACUAACUAAAUUGAAAGAGUUCGAAGAGUGCUACAAAUCGUUCACAUUAACAAUAUCGUUUACACAUCCACAUCACAAGGUACAGCAAUUGCACCACCAUCUUAAUUAGAAAAAGGAGCUGAAGCGAAUAAAUCAUCGUUAGAGAUGGAUCGAGUAGAAACUAUUGACGUCCUUAUCGUUGGUGCCGGUUUUUCUGGGCUGCAUCUGCUGCAAAAAUUACGCAAAUUAAAUUUCACUGUGAAAGUAUGUGAAGCUGGUACAGAUAUUGGUGGUACAUGGUACUGGAAUCUCUAUCCCGGAGCAAGGGUGGACAGCGAAUUUUCAAAUUAUCAGUUCACUCAGGAUAACAUUUACAAAGGCUUUGCAUGGACGGAACGUUUUCCGGGUCAAGCGGAAAUUGAAAGAUAUUUUAAGCAUGUCGAUGACAAGCUCGAUUUAAGCAAAGACAUAAAAUUCGAGAGUAGAGUAACUUCUGCAGAAUUUAACGGUCCAACCAACCAGUGGCACAUAAGAAUCAACGACAGCAACGAAAUAACGAUUAAAACGGCAUUCUUGAUGCUUUGCACUGGAAUCGCUGAACGUCGAUACACGCCACCAUUUAGAGGGAUAGACAAAUUCGGGGGAAUCACGAUUCACACGAGUCUGUGGCCGAAAUCAGGCAUAGACAUUACUGGCAAACGUGUAGCAGUUAUAGGCACAGGAGCGAGUGGUGUUCAAACCAUUCAAGAAAUUGCACCACAAGUCGAUCAUCUUACUGUUUAUCAACGCACUCCCAAUAUUGCUUUGCCGAUGCAGCAGUCUCAGCUUGUAGAUGAAACAAAAUUCCUUUCUGCAGACAAAUUACAGAGAGUUUUCGAAAAAACGCGUACCUCGUUUGCAGGUUUUGAUUUCGAUUUUCUUCCAUCGAAAUUCGCAGAUGCUUCACCAGAGGAAAGGGAAUCUCUUUAUGAAGAUUUAUACAAACGUGGGGGAUUUCACUUUUGGUUGAGUGGGUACAAGGAUGUUCUAGUGAAUCAAGAGGCAAACGAUGAAGCCUAUCAAUUUUGGUGCAAGAAAACCCGAUCCCGCAUUAAUGAUCCACUCAAACAAGAAAUAUUGGCUCCGACUGUUGCACCACAUCCAUUCGGAACGAAACGCCCAUCAUUGGAGCAGCGCUACUUCGAGGUCUACAACCAAGAUAACGUUGACAUAAUCGACGUUCGUCAAUCUCCAAUUGUCGAGAUUACUGAAAGGGGAAUUGAAACCGAGAAAGAAGGUGUUGUUGAGGUGGAUAUCAUUGUCUUCGCCACUGGUUUCGACGCUCAAACCGGAGGGAUUCUCGAUAUUGUUAUGACAAAUGACCGCAACGAAACCAUUCAAGAGAAAUGGAAAAAUCGUGUGCUGACAAACUUUGGUCUGUCGACGGCCGGCUUUCCCAACAUGUUUUUCACCUACGGUCCUCAAGCAUCAACUGCUCUUUCUAAUGGGCCAACAUGUAUCGAAAUUCAGGGUGAUUGGAUUGUUGAACUGUUGUCUAGGAUGAGAGCAGACAGCAAAACGAACAUCGUGGCAACAAUCGAAGCAGAACUCAAAUGGAAGGAAAUCGUGAACGGUGCUUGGAAUCAAACUCUAUUUCCACUGGCUGAUUCGUGGUAUCAAGGUGCCAAUAUACCUGGUAAGCCGCGAGAAGCUCUCAGCUUUGCAGGAGGAAUUCCAGCUUACCUUUCUAUUUUGAACGAAUGUGCUGCUAAUAACUACGAAGGAUUUGUGCUGUCUUGAAAUAUUUUUUUUUUAUUUUGUAAACAUUUUAUUAAUUAAUUUGUUGAACAU